AUGAGGGCCGCGGAGGAUCGCGGGCCUCCGAGUACGGGGUCAUUUACAACGCCUCCGCUGCACCUGGACUGGAGUGUGCACCAUACGACAAAUGCAAAGCAACGACCAGCCACAGCCCGAGAAGGAGCUUGUCGUCGGCCGUUCUCGGCAGCUUCUACUACCAAGUGCCCCGUCCGCCAGGUGCUUCCUCGUCGGCCCAACACGGCCCGCAAUGUCGUCGUUCCUGCGUCAAAAGUUGUUGAAAUCCCGUCCUUGCCCGCCACUGUCGCCACGAUCUCGUCAAAUGCCAUUGCUGAAGCCGCGCUGCGCGAACAGCACUUGGUCAAAGACGCCGAUCCGUUGUGCGGCACGAGCGUUGAAAUACGGCCCUUGCACGGCACCAUGCCCCGCGGCAAUCGAACCGCCGAUUACUACCGCGCCCGAGGAUAUCACUACCGCACACAGGGCGACUUUCGCUCAGCGAUUCGUGAAUACCAAACCGCGCUGAAGAUGGCUCCCCGCGACUUCAAGGCCCUCUUCAACCUCGGGCUCGUGUACGACCAGUUGGGGGAGACGCGCCACGCCCUGUCGUGCUAUCGACGAGCUUGCAAAGUUGACGACCAGAACAUGUAUUUACAUUUCAACAUGGGCAUUUGCUACCUGCACGACGAAGACUUUGACAAAGCGAUCGGGUGCUUCACCCGUGCCAUCGACGUCGACGGUGGAUGCAGCAUCUUUUUCAAGAAUCGUGCGUUUGCGUAUCGCAAAGCGGGGCGAUAUGCAGAAGCCGCCAAGGACUACACGACGAUGGGCUACUGCGAUAACCCCGAAGGCUACAGCAUGGACUUGCCCCUUGGCGCGGAUGACGAUGGCCAAACCACCUUGACAAACCAAGAUGACAUUCUUCCGCCGCGCACGUGCCCUGUAUACCAUGGCAGCAUGACGAGUGACCAUGGCAUGUUUUACUACGACUCGAAGCCCCUGUACACGCCACGGGAUUCGUGUAUUCGAGCGCUCACGACCAUGGAUCGCACAAACCCUCGGAUUUGCUACAAGAUCGCCGCCGCGCCGCCCGAGACCCGCAGCGAUGCAGAUCUCCAGUUCCUCAUGGACUACACAGCAGCGUAUCCGUUGUGCAAGCACCUGUCGGCCGCCGUGCACCGAGCUCUGUGCGCCCAGGUGUGCGCCGUUCGGUUGACGGCGUCGACAGUGCUCUUCCAGGAAGACGACGACGGAGGGUUUGUGUACUUUUUGCUCGUCGGGCGCAUCAACCUGUUCAAGCACAAUCUGGUGAAACCCGACACCUCCGACGGGUCGCGGCCGACGGUCGAGACGUUCCUCAAAAGCGUUCCAGUCGAGAACGUGCACACGGAGGCGGCGCUGCUGGACUUGGACAACUUGCGCCAACAAACGGUGGACGCAGAAGAGACUCCGAUGUAUACCCUUCGCGCCGGCGCUGAAUUUGGCCACCAAGGGCGAUUCCGUCACCUUGCGCGAUCCUGCACGGCGGUCGUCGAGGCCCACUCCGAAUUGAUUGUUGUGCCGUGGGCCACCGUGUUUGAAACCGAGGCGAACGAGAGCCGGUCGUCCGACAUGAUGGAAUUUCUCGGCAAACUGCGCUUGUUUCGGUCGCUGUCGACGUCCGAGCUCCACCUAUUGACGCUGAAAGCAAGGCGCUUGGUCGUCCCAAAGGCCACCGUUGUCCAAGUGCCAGGACAGGCGCACGAAGGGCUUUUGGUCGUGCGGCGCGGCAUGUGCAAGCUCAUCACGCACAACUCGAGCAUGUUGGGGUCGCGGCGGCCUCGUGGUGCGUGCCUCGCGACCAAGACCGGCGUCAAAAAAUCGCACCAGCACAAUGCGCUGCACACGUAUACCACCAUGGAGCACGAAGACAGCCCGAUGGCGUUCUUUCAUGCGAAUCAAGCGUUAACGCGGCAUCUCUUAGCUGUCCCAUCGUCGCUGCGUCUAGAGACGGUCCACAAGCGCCUCGGCGCACGGGAUUUUGUCGGCGAAGAGUCGUUCUUGAGCAAUGAGUCGAAUCGCAGAGUGCACGCCACGCACACCUUUGUGACCGAUUCCGAGUGUGAGCUGCUUUACCUCCGCAAGGCUGACUUUUUCAGCGAUACCUCGUACUACACGAGGCAGCGCGUGCGCGCCAACAUCCAACGCACGGCGGCCGAGGACCCGCCGUCGCCGACGCAUCCACCAAACCAGCAAGAUCGGGACGAGGUCAAGUGGGAGGCGUACAAACAGAAGCUCGUGCAUGAAGUGCUCCACAAGCGAGGGUAG
Molecule: messenger RNA, 2268 nt
Organism: Aphanomyces invadans
Lineage: Eukaryota; Oomycota; Saprolegniomycetes; Saprolegniales; Verrucalvaceae
Exons: 14
Coding region: 1-2268 (755 amino acids)
Molecular function (GO): protein binding
Source: RefSeq, a predicted model, not a curated record